GUAGAAUUAUAUUUUUAAAGGGCCAAUCACACUUCCGUAUAUAAAGGAGGAAACUUCUUGAUCUUAAAGCCCAAUACAGCAAAAUGGGAGAAGCUUUGUUCGAGCUGGAGCAACAUCUCAGGUACAAACAGGUCAAAUUGACGCCUGAAGAAAUUAAGCUUCUUUUUACGUGCAAGUCCAAAGCUGUCAGGGAGUUUACGUUCGGAGGUCUUGCUGCUGCUACUGUUGCCUGGACAGCAUCAAAGAAGCUAAAUAAGUUUGUUCGACUUAACCUUUCAGGAGGAGCUGCUGCUAUAUUUGGACUAUGGAGCUUCUCGAGGUCUUUAAACUCAUGUGUUGACCAUAUUCUUUCUCAGGAUGGAAGUCGUUUGCAGGCCGAGUUAGCAACUAUAAUGGUGAAAAAGUAUCAGAAUGAUCCUUCUAUGAUGCGGCUUAUCUCUAAACAGUUCUACUCUGAGAAAGUUUUUGAUGAUGCGAACUCAGAUCAGCCAACACUGAGGUGGCGUUAUCGGAAUUAUUUUAGUGAUAACAUUACCCAUGGUCGAAGAACAGAUUACAGCGAUUCUCAAGGUGGUUCAGAACAGGCUUCCCAUGGUGACCAUCAGAGUGCUUCUGACAGUGAUUCCCGGAACACCCAGAAUGACUCUGACAUAAAACGUUUUGCUCCUAAACAAGUUCCUAUGAACACUAAUGUUGAUUCAAUGGUCGACCCUUUUGAUUGCGUGUUUGGUAAUGCAACAAGUGAGGAGAUUCUUCUUCCGAGUACCUCUAGCACUGACAGUCCCCCAAAAGUACAUACUCAUAAACAUAGAAGAUCUCACCGUAGGCGUCGUAUGCACCAUGAGGAAGAAGUACCAAAAAUGCAACACAUGUAACAGUAAGUUUAACGUGGUUGAGCAUCGGAGAAGAUGAAGGGUGAAAGGUGAGAGCUUAAUUGCUCUUACAGUUGUUUUGUGUUUGUCAAACUUCUCCAGGAAGAGAGCGUAUCUGUCUGAAUUUACAACAGUAUCAGGCAAGUUUACUGUGAUCUACUUUUCACCGCUGUUUAAUUAUCGAUGAAUCAUUAGUUAAGUUCCAUUUGGGCUCCUUAUGCACUUGAACAACAAUAAUAAGCGGCGAGUUUUUUUUCUUUUAGUACAAGCGAUAUUAAAAUA
Messenger RNA from Malus domestica (apple), 1154 nucleotides. RefSeq lists its product as uncharacterized. NCBI's taxonomy places the organism in Eukaryota, Viridiplantae, Streptophyta, Magnoliopsida, Rosales, Rosaceae. The record is from RefSeq and is a predicted model, not a curated record.